CUCUCAUCUUCCCCCACCCCACCCAGCACCCCCAGCCUGCACAUGCUGUUCCCCCAGGAGGUCCACCAGAGUGCCCCAGAGUGCCUGGAACGCUCCCUCUCAUCACCCCCACCAGACGCCGGACAGCGCCUCAGCCUGCCGUCCUCUGCCAAGCCCCCCAUGUCCUCCUCCUUUCCGAUACCCUACGCUUUCCCACUGCCCCAAGCUACCUCACAGCCAAAUUUCUACGGUUUAUUCGAAGGCAUGUUGGAGAAACUUGAACUAAACGAUGAUGGUGUUGCUGCUGAACCAGAGAGUGAUAUUUACAUGCGCUUUAUGAAGUCCCACUGCUGUUAUGACAUCGUUCCCACCAGCUCCAAGCUGGUCGUGUUCGACACUGGCCUACAGGUGAAGAAGGCGUUCUUUGCCUUAGUGGCCAACGGGGUGCGUGCUGCCCCACUAUGGGAUUCAGAGAGGCAGUGUUUUGUGGGAAUGUUGACAAUCACAGACUUUAUCAUCAUACUACACAGAUACUACAAGUCACCGUUGGUGCAAAUAUAUGAGUUGGAAGAUCAUAAGCUUGAGACAUGGAGAGAAGUAUAUUUGCAAGCGACAUUCAAGCCUUUAGUGAACAUAUCACCUGAAUCAAGCAUAUUUGAUGCAGUGUAUUCCCUCAUUAAAAACAAGAUCCACCGGCUGCCUGUCAUCGACCCUGUGACGGGGAACCCACUUUACAUCCUCACACACAAGAGGAUCCUCAAGUUCCUACAGCUCUUUGUGCGUGAGAUGCCCAAGCCGGCUUUUAUGAAGCAGACUCUAGGAGAGCUGGGCAUCGGCACCUACAAGAACAUAGCCUUCAUCCACCCUGACACACCCAUCAUCAAGGCCCUGCAGAUCUUCGUAGAGAGGAGGGUGUCUGCCCUGCCUGUUGUGGACGUAUCUGGGAAAGUGGUGGAUAUUUACUCCAAAUUUGAUGUCAUAAACCUGGCAGCAGAGAAGACUUAUAAUAACCUGGACAUCACAGUGACCCAGGCUCUGAGGCAUCGCUGCCAGUACUUUGAGGGGGUCAUGCAAUGCCACAAGCUGGAUACACUGGAGACCAUCGUAGACAAGAUUGUCAAAGCAGAGGUCCACCGGUUGGUAGUGGUGGAUGAGCGCUCGGCCAUUGAGGGCAUCAUCUCCCUGUCUGACAUCCUGCAGGCCCUGGUGCUCAGCCCAGCAGAUGCCUGCAGAGAGGAGGGCCUCCUGGAGUGAGACGGGGGUCUACUGCUGCUGGAAUCACAGAGGCUGUCCUAAAAUAUAUAACUUGUAUUUUACAGGUAGCUGCCAAAAUAAAGGAAACACUUGAGUAAAUGAGGGAUACAAA
Messenger RNA from Salvelinus namaycush (lake trout), 1345 nucleotides. RefSeq names its product 5'-AMP-activated protein kinase subunit gamma-1-like. The transcript is spliced from 13 exons. The record is from RefSeq and is a predicted model, not a curated record. Lineage: Eukaryota; Metazoa; Chordata; Actinopteri; Salmoniformes; Salmonidae. Bases 43 to 1233 code for a protein of 396 amino acids.